CAAAAAAGGAAUUAAAGUUAAAACUGGUGUGUCCAACUCUUCGGGUCCCGCCCUGAAUACGAGUUAUUAAAACCAGAGAAGUUCUGACACCUCCAUCACUGAUCCUAACCUCUCAGACCAUCUCACACAAGGAUAAGAAAAACGACCAAAUUAACAGAUAUAUAAACACAUAAAGAUUACUGAUGAGGAGCAAUUGGAUCUAUGUGGCUAUCCUGGGGAUAGCAUGCAUGAUACUUGGAGCCAAUGGGAACAAUACAACAAGCAACUCCACUGACAGCUGGAUGUCUUCCAACAUGACCACCAACCUGACCCAGACACUCCAACCAAACAUGACCACCAACCUGACCCAGACGCCCCCACCGAACAUGACCACCAACCAGACCCAGAUGCUCCCACCAAACAUGACCACCAAUCAGACCCAGACGCUUUCACCGAACAUGACCACCAACCUGACCCAGACGCUCCCACCGAACAUGACCACCAACAAGACCCAGACGCUUCCAUUCAACGCAACUACCAACCUGACCCAGAUUCUGUAUCCAACCAGCAUGACCACCAGCUUGAACCAGGCAAUCACUGGCAGGGAUGACUGCAGGCGGGAUAGGGCAUGUUUCUCAGCUCCACCUUCCUGUAAUCCAGGUGCACCAGAUUCCUGUUUUUUCCUCUCCACAAGGGGAGUAAGCGGAAAUGCAGACAAUAUUACUUUUGAGCUCAGUGGUGAGUCAGAUGGCUACAUUGGAGCUGGCCUCUCGAGAGACAGAACCGGUCAAGGUGCCACUGUCUAUUCUUGUGCCAACAUCAAUGGUGUAUUGACGUUCUACCGUUCCACACUGAACAAUCAAAUACUGACUGUGGAUAACACAUUCAGUCCUGGAAGCUUUCGUGGCUCAGUGAAUAAUAGAAAGAUUCAAUGCAUUUUCACUGCUCCGGGUCUCGGCAGCAGCACCACCCGUGCUGCAGCAACAGAUCCUUAUGUGUUUGUUGUAACAGGCACGGUAUCAAAUGGAGGACUAGAUCCUCCAGUCAGUAGACUGGCGACAAAUGUGUCAGUGGACUUAAGCAACCCUAACAGCACAGAUGUUUCAGUAAUAACAAAUGUCACUGCAUCUACUACCACAGCAACAUCAACCACCACUGCAGCAUCUACAAACCUGACUCAGACAGGCGCUCCCUACAAGACCACCAACCUGAGUCAAACAGUACCCCUAAACACAACGGCUAACUUGACCCAGACACUUACGCCCUCCAUUAACUUCAUCCAGACUCAAACGGUACCCCUAAACACAACGGCUAGCUUAAACCAAACACGUCCUCCUUUCAUGAACAACAUAACCCAACCACCCAAUCCCAAUAUAACCAACAUCCCACCCCUAACACGACCUCCCAACAUAACCAUCAGCCUGAACCAAACACUCCCUCCCAACGUAACCAACAUCCCACCCCUAACACGACCUCUCAACAUAACCAACAGCCUGAACCAAACACUCCCUCCCAACGUAACCAACAUCCCACCCCUAACACGACCUCCCAACAUAACCAUCAGCCUGAACCAAACACUCCCUCCCAACGUAACCAACAUCCCACCCCUAACACGACCCCCAACAUAA
Puntigrus tetrazona (Sumatra barb) is the source of this 1607-nucleotide messenger RNA. RefSeq names its product mucin-2-like. Gene Ontology annotation, biological process: regulation of glutamate receptor signaling pathway. The record is from RefSeq and is a predicted model, not a curated record. The coding region runs from base 183 to 1607 and encodes 474 amino acids. NCBI's taxonomy places the organism in Eukaryota, Metazoa, Chordata, Actinopteri, Cypriniformes, Cyprinidae. The transcript has 6 exons.